CAAGGGUUGUUUACAGCGGCGAUUCUCCUGAGCUGAGCUGAGCCCGUCAGAGGAGUCCGUGUGGCCGUUGCACUGCAGCCCAGAGCCGCUGCCCACCCUGCGGAGCCGAGCCGAGCCUGAGGCUGGUGAUGUCGGUCUUUCCAGAUAAAAUAGCCCGAUAAUAACAGUGAUUAUUACAAUAUUCUGUGAUUGCAUCUUGUUUUUCUGUCGACGAGGGACAAAACAGAUCUGUUUUCGUGGAAAAAAACUGAUCUGGGUUUUUUUUUAUUCGUUCGUUCUUUUUCGGUUUGGAGAGAGAAAAAGGAGUAAAACAAGCCGUAGGAGGAUUUAUUUCGACUAAAAACAGAUCCAGCCGGUGGAUGAGCGGAGCGGAGUGAAGACAGGCGGACAGGCAGCGAGGAGAGAGCUGAGAGAAGGAGGGAGAGAGGGAGCCGCUGCUGCAGCUGGUGGUGGUGGUGGUGGUGGUGAAUUUUUUUCCCAGUCGUGGCGGAUAUUUUGGAUGGAGCGCUGUUGGGAGACUAACAAGAGCGGCGCGUUCAUUCAUAGCUGGCCUCGUUCAUUCUCUCUCUGAAGAGACCUCGCUGCUCCUCCUUGCUGCUCCUGCUCCUGCUUCUUAUUCACACGUCGCUGGGAUUCACCACGAACGACCACGGGCCUACAAAUAUACAAAUACACACACAUAUUUACACACACAUAUUCAUACACACGUUGCUAGCUAACGCUACGCUACAUACGUUCACACACACGCUGGUGCUGCUGCACAGUGGGGGCAUUUUGGCUGACUGGCGGUCCGAGGGGCUGGACCGACAGCAGCGAGGAUAGCUGGCUAUAUCAAGCUGGCUAGGUUAACUAAGCUAAACCUAACGUUAGCCGACUAAACUAGCUUCUGGGGGGCUUUUCUCACAAGACAUGGAGGCUGAAGAUGCGGACUGUCGUUGGUCUGAAAUUCGUGGCUCGACCGUUACCAGAAGUCACACGGCGUCGGCAAGCCGCUGGCAGGAAUAACGACAUGUUUUAACGAUGUUUUAUCUACUUCAUCUGAACGCUUUCUUAUCUCUAUGAAAAGGACUGCCCGUCUGGAAACGUUUGCUUUAACCCAGGUUUUGCUGGGUACCUUGUUUUUGUUGUAGUUGUUGUUCUACACAGCUCGCUUUAAGACGAGAUAGAAAGAAAACAACAGCCCGGAUUUGUGUUUCCCCCUCAUUCUCUCCCUCACACUGGCUGAACUGUCCACUCGGAGCUGCGUUUACUCCUUUUUUUCCUAAUAUCUGUGGAACAAGGCCUUUCUGCUGUUGGAGGAUUGAUAACUGAGACAGGAAUGAGGAGUAUAUCGACCUUAUUUUGGGGUCUUGUGCUCUGGCUCUUUGCGAGCUGCCCGUGGACCGCAAGCGGAGAGAUCUGUGGUCCUCACAUCGAUAUCCGAAAUGACAUCAGCGAGUUCAAGAAGCUGGAGAACUGUACGGUGGUGGAAGGAUACUUACAGAUCCUCCUAAUAGGAGACAAGAACCACAACCCAUACCAGGAGUUCCGCACCCUUAGCUUCCCCAAGCUCAGGAUGGUCACCGACUACUUGCUGCUUUUCCGGGUGGCUGGCCUGGACAGCCUCAGCAUGCUGUUUCCAAACCUCACGGUCAUCCGAGGACGCAACCUCUUCUACAACUACGCUCUAGUGAUCUUUGAGAUGACCAGUUUGAAGGAUAUCGGGCUGUACAACCUAAAGAACAUCACUCGAGGGGCCAUCAGGAUCGAGAAGAACCCGGAGCUGUGCUACCUAGACUCCGUGGACUGGUCGCUCAUAAUGGAUGCAGAGUUUAACAACUACGUCGCUGGGAACAAGCAGUCGAAAGAGUGCGGAGAUGUGUGCCCAGGGAUAAUGGAAGACCGACCUGAGUGCCCCCGGACCAGCUUUAACGAUAAUUAUAGCUACCGCUGCUGGACGUCCAACCACUGCCAGAAAGAGUGCGCACCCAAAUGUGAUCGGCGGGUGUGUACGGAUAAUAAGGAGUGCUGCCACCCGCAGUGCCUGGGGAGCUGCACAGAGCCUGACAACGACAUGGCCUGCGCUGCUUGCCAGCACUACUACCACGAGGGUCGCUGCGUGCCCGACUGCCCACCAGGCACGUACCGCUUCGAGGGCUGGCGCUGCAUCACCAUGGAGACGUGUGCCCGGGUGCACCUGCCCAGCGAAGUAGACUUCGUCAUUCAUAACGGGGAAUGUAUGCCCGAGUGCCCGCCUGGAUUCACUCGCAACGACAGUCAGAGUAUGUUCUGCAGUGCGUGUGACGGCCUGUGUGAUAAGGUGUGUGAGAUCAAAACCAUAGACUCUGUGGACGCUGCCCAGUCUCUACAAGGCUGCACAGUCAUUAAAGGCAACCUGCACAUCAACAUUCGUCGAGGCAAUAACAUUGCGUCAGAGCUGGAGAGUUUCAUGGGCUUGAUCCAGACAGUGACGGGCUAUGUGCGGAUCAAACACUCUCACACUCUGGGCUCCCUCUCCUUCCUGAAGAGCCUGCGCUACAUUAACGGAGAAGAGCUUUUAGAUAAUGCAUACGCAUUCUCAGCACUGGACAACCAGCACCUGCAGUACCUGUGGGACUGGAGCCAGCACAACCUGACCAUUCGGGCAGGAAAACUCUUCUUUCGCUCCAACCCCAAACUGUGUGUGUCUGAGAUCCGUAAGAUGUGGGAGAAGACAAGUAUCAUUGAGAGGAUGGAGGAAGACGAUAUCCGGAACAAUGGAGAGAGAGCCAGUUGCGAGAGUCAUAUCCUGAAGUUUAAGAACAACCAAACACAGAGCAAUCGAAUAAAGCUCACCUGGGAGCGCUACCGACCGCCAGACUACAGAGACCUCAUCAGCUUUAUAGUCUACUACAAAGAAGCACCGUUCCAGAACAUCACAGAGUUUGAUGGACAGGACGGCUGUGGGUCCAGUAGUUGGACCAUGGUGGACGUGGAUCUUCCUCCAGAUAAAGCAACCGAUCCAGGAGUGCUGCUGUACCCGCUAAAGCCCUGGACACAGUACGCCAUCUUCGUCAAAGCCAUCACCCUGGUGGUGGAGGAUAAGCAUACUCUGGGAGCUAAGAGCGAAGUGGUCUACAUUCGCACCAAAGCCUCAGAACCUUCAAUGCCCCGGGAUGUUCGUGCUUAUGCAAACUCCUCCUCGUCUCUGGUGGUGAAGUGGACUCCUCCCAUCUCCCCCAAUGGAAACUCCACCUUCUACCUGGUCCGCUGGCAGCAACAGUCUGAGGACCGUGAGCUCUACCAGCACAACUACUGCUCCAAAGAAUUGAAGAUCCCGAUCCGAAUCUCAGCCACGGCCCUGUCUGAUGGGGAGGAGGACACCAAGCCCACCAAGUCAGAUGCAGGUAGUGCAGAGAAGGGGGCGUGCUGCCCGUGUCCCAAAACCAAGGAAGAUCUGAAAGCUGAGGCAGAGGAACGUGCCCUCAGCAAGGUGUUUGAGAACUUCCUGCACAACGCUGUCUUCACACCCAGGCCUCCAGAUAGACGUCGUAGGGAUCUGUUUGGAGUGGCUAAUGGUACGUUAGCUCGUGGUUUGGGCCGGAACGCGACCGGGCAGGAGGGCAACAUGACGGACCCAGAGCUUUUGGAACGUGUCUAUCCGUUUUCUGAGUUCACGGUUUACACUGAGUUCACAGAGAUCCAUAAUCUGCAGCCGUUUACCGUCUACCGCAUCGACGUUCAUGCCUGCAAUCACGAGGUGGAGCGCUGCAGCGCCGCUGCCUUCGUCUUUUCCAGGACCAAACCCGCAGAAAAGGCAGAUGAUAUCCCUGGCACAGUGACUCAUGAGAAAGAUGAGAGGGUGGAGGACACUGUUGUGCUGAGAUGGCCCGAGCCGCCUCGGCCCAGUGGACUUAUUCUCAUGUAUGAAAUCAAGUUCCGUCUGGGAACAGAGCCGGAGAAGCAUGAGUGUGUUUCCCGCCAGCAGUACAGGGAGCUGAGAGGAGCAAGACUGACCAACCUGGGCUUUGGCAAUUACUCAGUCCGUGUGAGGGCUACCUCUCUGGCUGGAAACGGCUCCUGGACUGAACCAGUGUCCUUCUAUGUUCCUCCACCACAUCAAGCCUAUGAGAACAUGCUGUAUCUAGCCAUCACUAUCCCCAUCAUAGUGCUGCUCGCACUCAUCGCUCUCAUCAGCAGCAUCAUCUUCAUCAGAAAGAAGAGGAACAAUGAUAGGUUGGGGAAUGGAGUCCUUUAUGCUUCAGUGAAUCCUGAGUACUUCAGCGCUGCAGAAAUGUAUGUACCAGAUGAGUGGGAAGUGUCACGGGAGAAGAUCACACUGUGUCGAGAGCUGGGUCAGGGCUCCUUCGGCAUGGUGUACGAAGGCAUUGCUAAAGGUGUUGUUAAGGAUGAACCUGAGACAAAGGUGGCCAUCAAGACAGUAAAUGAGUCGGCCAGCAUGCGGGAACGCAUCGAGUUUCUCAAUGAAGCCUCAGUCAUGAAGGAGUUCAACUGUCACCAUGUGGUGCGGCUUCUGGGCGUAGUUUCACAAGGCCAGCCCACUCUGGUGAUCAUGGAGCUGAUGACACGAGGGGACCUGAAGAGCUACCUGCGCUCCCUCCGCUCCAAACAGCAGGGAUCGUGUAGCCAGCCCCUGCCGUCGCUGAAGAAGAUGAUUCAGAUGGCCGGGGAAAUCUCAGACGGCAUGGCGUACCUCAACGCCAACAAGUUCGUCCACCGGGACCUGGCCGCCAGGAACUGCAUGGUGGCCGAGGACUUCACCGUCAAGAUCGGAGACUUUGGCAUGACACGGGACAUCUACGAGACGGAUUACUAUCGGAAAGGAGGCAAAGGGCUACUGCCGGUCCGCUGGAUGUCCCCCGAGUCUCUGAAAGAUGGCGUUUUCACCACCAACUCCGAUGUCUGGUCAUUCGGGGUGGUAUUAUGGGAGAUAGCCACCCUUGCAGAGCAGCCCUACCAGGGCAUGUCCAAUGAGCAAGUACUGCGCUUCGUCAUGGAGGGAGGACUCCUUGACAAGCCGGACAACUGCCCAGACAUGCUGUUCGAGCUGAUGCGGAUGUGCUGGCAGUACAACCCCAAGAUGCGACCUUCUUUCUUAGAAAUCAUCAGCAGUAUAAAGGAGGAGCUGGAGCCAUCCUUUCAAGAAGUGAGCUUCUUCUACAGCGAGGAGAACAAGCCCCCCGACACAGAGGAGCUCGACAUGGAAGUAGAAAACAUGGAGAAUGUGCCACUGGACCCCGCUUCCACCCUGGCCCCAGCCUCCACCCAGGUGGCGCAGCCCAUAGCUCCAGGGACUCCCCUGGCCUCAGGCCCCACCCCCUCCACCUCCCCUCCUUCCUCAUCAGCUUCUCCAGGAAUGACCCUGGACAAGCACUCAGGACAGGCAUCUGCCAACGGGCCCGUGGUGCUCCUCGGGCCGGCCUUCGACGACACGCAGCCGUACGCGCACAUGAACGGCGGCCGUAAAAACGAGCGAGCACUUCCGCUGCCCCAAUCAUCAGCCUGCUGAUUCACCCCCAUGUCCCGCUCCCUCACCUCCCUCAUACAGGGUAAUCCAUUGUCCCCGCUCUCUCUCUUUUGGCUAUGUGGUGACAUACUUCUUUUCUUUUUCUCGCCUGAAGAGUCAAACUCGGCAGUGUCGAUAACCAGAUAGACGAUAAAUCGCUACUGUAAAUCAGUAGGUUGUUUUUUUAUUAUUACUAUUCUCUCUGUUUCAUUCACCACAGAAAAGAAUUUGGGAAACUAAGAGUGCGUUGGACAAAAAAGAGGCUGCAUAACGCUCUGGCAAUAUUUAAGAUUACUCACCUUGACAUCACACUGGGGAGCUGCAGCUGGAACCUCUUUUGUAUCAUUUUUUGUUUCUUGUUAUCUUUUUCUUAAAGGAAGUUAAACAGUUAUAGCACAUUCUCUGCCAGAGAGUCAUCUUAAAGAGAGAUCUGCAUAUCAGCCAGCAAGCCCACCACCUGAGCACUUUUUAGUUUAAUUACAUUUUUGUGUGUGUAUGUGUGUAGUGCGCUUUGCCAGGCUGCACAUAUCUUUCUCCAAAAUUGUUUGAUCUUUUUAUCAUCACAGCAGUAGAGAGCACAUCUGCUUGGAUUUCUAUAGGUCCUCUUCGUUACCUGAAUGGUCAUGUUGACCAUUGUCCCACCCAUCAUUGUCUUUCUUAGUCAAUUUCAGAUUCAGACGCGCCUCUAAAGAGACGGAUGGGCCUUUUUGAAACUGCCAAAUGUUUGCCAAAUCGAUACUUUUUAUUUUUGUAUUUAUCAUAAACAUGUUUAUGUUUUCUCCUUACUCCCCAAUGAUUCUUUCAAUUGCAAUGAACUCGCUAAAGGAGCUGCUCUGCUCCCCGGCUCUUCGCUACGGCUCUGAUGGUAUUGACUAUGACAUGUCUGGUCUGGUACUGACGCUGACAGAGCCAUGUCCACUGCAGCCUCAGAGAGAUGGACAGCUUUCUUGAUGCCGUUUCGAAUUAAAACGAGGACAGUGUGGCACCAAACGAAGACAAAUAAACAUGCACCAACUGCUGAGCCAAAUAUGAAGCAUAAGGGAUUGGCUCAGAAAUGAAGCAAACAGUGUGAGGUAGGGGAAUAGCUGGUUUCAGCAUUUGUUUGCAAAGGCAAGUGAGGCAUUGUAUACAGCAGGUAAUUUUUUCUUUAUACUAGUCGUUAGUCUCUAUACAAUUCAGAAAAUUCUAUAAAGGUCUUACAGUUGUAUGUUAGACCACCAGAUCAUUUACACACAUCAUUGGUUUGUGUCACUUUUGAUAACUUUUUUACGGUUCUGAUGUUCACUUCUUUGUCUGUACAGAAAGAAGCUGCUAUUUUAUUCUUUUUUUCUUUUAUGGAUGUUCUGUAUAUAAAUAUAUAUAUAAAUAUAAAGAAAUCCUUCAGGUUUAAUAUUUUAUGAUCUCCACUACAGUCCAUUUUCUUAUGCUUUAUACUCUUCUAGCAAAAAAGAAACAAAACAAAACAAAAAAAAAACAAAAAAAGAAAAA
Molecule: messenger RNA, 6973 nt
Organism: Astyanax mexicanus (Mexican tetra)
Lineage: Eukaryota; Metazoa; Chordata; Actinopteri; Characiformes; Acestrorhamphidae
Gene: igf1ra
Product: insulin-like growth factor 1a receptor
Exons: 21
Coding region: 1319-5488 (1389 amino acids)
Biological process (GO): positive regulation of phosphatidylinositol 3-kinase/protein kinase B signal transduction; regulation of JNK cascade; insulin-like growth factor receptor signaling pathway
Cellular component (GO): membrane; axon; insulin receptor complex
Molecular function (GO): insulin receptor activity; phosphatidylinositol 3-kinase binding; insulin receptor substrate binding
Source: RefSeq, a predicted model, not a curated record